Colletotrichum chrysophilum is the source of this 2535-nucleotide messenger RNA. RefSeq lists its product as uncharacterized. The record is from RefSeq and is a predicted model, not a curated record. NCBI's taxonomy places the organism in Eukaryota, Fungi, Ascomycota, Sordariomycetes, Glomerellales, Glomerellaceae. Gene Ontology annotation, molecular function: beta-glucosidase activity. Gene Ontology annotation, biological process: glucan catabolic process. The transcript is spliced from 3 exons. The coding region runs from base 1 to 2535 and encodes 844 amino acids.
AUGGAUGUCGAAGCGCUGCUCGAGCAGCUCACUCUGGAGGAGAAGGUGGCCCUCACAGCUGGCAACGGAUGGUGGCAUACACAAACCAUUGAGCGUCUGGGCAUCAACCCGAUCCGCCUCUCCGACGGCCCCAACGGCGUGCGCGGCACUCACUUCUUCGACAGCACUCCCUCCGCAUGCCUUCCCUGCGGCACGGCCAUCGGCGCGACAUUCGACACAGAACUCGUCAAGCGCCUCGGAGGCCUGCUAUCAGAUGAAGCCCACGCAAAGGGCGCCCACGUCCUCCUCGGGCCUACGGUCAACAUCCAGCGCAGCCCGCUCGGCGGUCGCGGCUUCGAGUCCUACUCUGAAGACCCUGUCCUCUCGGGUGUUCUCGCCGGCCACUAUGUGAACGGAGUGCAAGAGUCUGGCGUCUCUGCCACCCUCAAGCACUACGUCUGCAACGACAUGGAGAGUGAGCGUAUGGCCGUGAACGCCAUCGUUACAGAGCGCGCCAUGAGAGAAAUCUACCUGCUUCCCUUCAUGAUCGCCAUCGAGAUGGGCAAGCCGCGGGCCAUCAUGACCUCCUACAGCCAGCUCAACGGCCACCACGCCGCCGAGAACAAGCACAUCCUGCAGGACGUCCUGCGCGACGACUGGAAAUGGGACGGCCUGGUGAUGAGUGACUGGUACGGCACCUACAGCACAUCCGAGGCCAUCAACGCCGGUCUCGACCUCGAGAUGCCUGGCCCGACCCGCUGGCGUGGCGAGACCCUCGCCCACGCGGUCACCGCGAAUAAGGUCAAGAAGUCCGUGCUGGACUCCGCCGUGCGCAACAUCUUGAAGCUCGUCAAGCACGGCCUGGAGAACACCAAGAUCCCGCCUAAUGCCCCCGAAACCGAGGCCAACACCCCCGAGCACAUCGCCCUGCUGCGCGAGGCAGCGGCCAAAUCUCUGGUUCUCCUGAAGAAUGAGAGAAACAUCCUGCCCUUCGACAAGACCAAGAAGGUUGCCGUCAUCGGCCCCAACGCCACCAUUGCCACGUACUGCGGUGGUGGCAGCGCCGGUCUCAGAGCCUACAAGACGGUCACCCCCUUGGAGGGUAUCAAGGGCCUCGCCAGCGACGUCGUCUUCUCCCAGGGCGCGUACGGUCACCAGUCCCUGCCUCUCCUCGGCAAGAACCUGCGCACGCCGGACGGCAAGCAGAAGGGCUUCGUCCUGCGCAUCUACAAUGACCCUCCCGCUGCCAACGGCGCCGCUGAUGCCCGCAAGGCGCUCGAGGAGCGCGUCCUCGACGACGCCAACAUCUGGUUCGUCGACUAUGAGAACGCCGAGCUCAACCCCCUCUGGUGGGCCGAGACGGAGGGAAUCCUCACCCCUGAGCGAUCUGGCGAGUGGGAUUUCGGUCUAUCUGUCCACGGGACCGGCGAGCUGUACAUCGACGGCAAGCUAGUCGUCUCCAACGUCGAGAACCAGCGCCUGGGCAAUAGCUUCCUCGGCUGCGGUACCGUUGAGGAGACGGGACGCAUGCACCUGGAAGCCGGAAAGGACUACCGCGUGCUCGUGCGCUUCGGCUGCUCAGCCACCAGCAAGAUCAAGCCCUCCGGCACGGUCGACUUCGGCCAGGGCGGUGUGCGCUUCGCCGGAUGCCCGAGACUGGAGCCCAAGACCGCGAUCCAGGAGGCCGUCGACGUCGCCAAGAGCGUUGACCAGGUCGUCAUCUGCGCUGGUCUCAGCGGCGAGUGGGAGUCUGAGGGCUUCGACCGUACUCACAUGGCCUUGCCCCCUGGCACUGACGAUUUGAUCGCGGCCGUUGUUGCUGCCAACCCCAACACUGCUGUAGUCAUCCAGAGCGGCACGCCUGUUGCCAUGCCUUGGAUUGAUCAGGCCGGCGCGGUCGUUCAAGCUUGGUUCGGCGGUAAUGAGUGCGGAAACGGCAUUGCCGACGUGCUCUUCGGAGAAGUCAACCCGGCCGGAAAGCUCCCUCUCACGAUGCCCCGCCGCGUCCAGGACAACCCCGCCGCCCUCAACUUCCGCUCCGACAACGGCCGCGUGCUCUACAGCGAAGACGUCUACGUCGGCUACCGCUGGUACGAUACCCUCGACAUCACGCCCCUCUUCCCCUUCGGCCACGGCCUCUCGUACACCACCUUCUCCGUCUCCGACCUCUCCGUCUCGCAAGACGCAGACAAGAGCGUCACCGUCCGCGUCAAGGUCACCAACACCGGCUCCCGCGCGGGCGCCGAGGUCGUGCAGGUCUACGUCACCCCCGCGGCGCCGACGCCGCUCACGAGCUCCAUCCGCGACACCAUCACGCGCCCGGCCAAGGAGCUCAAGGGCUUCGCCAAGGUCACCCUCGAGGCGGGCGCGAGCGCCACGGCGGAGGUUACGCUGGAUCUCCUGCGCGCGACGAGCUACUGGGCCGAGAUGGAGGACUGCUGGCGCAGCGAUGCGGGCAAGUACGGUAUCCUGGUGGGCACGAGCAGUCGUGGCGAGUUCUUGGAGUCGUCUAUUUCUGUAGAGAAGACGAGGAGAUGGAGCGGUCUGCGUGCUUAG